Pelmatolapia mariae (spotted tilapia) is the source of this 1677-nucleotide messenger RNA. Its product is annotated as NACHT, LRR and PYD domains-containing protein 3-like. The record is from RefSeq and is a predicted model, not a curated record. The transcript is spliced from 7 exons. Gene Ontology annotation, molecular function: protein binding. The coding region runs from base 1 to 1431 and encodes 476 amino acids. Gene Ontology annotation, cellular component: cytoplasm. NCBI's taxonomy places the organism in Eukaryota, Metazoa, Chordata, Actinopteri, Cichliformes, Cichlidae.
AUGGUGGAUGUUUUGAUGCAUGUGGGGACCACUGACUGCCUCAGGGAGAAGUUGAAUAUAUUGAUGAACACCCCUGCCAGCUGGUCGGCACACACUCCGGGACCAGACGGGAUGCCGUCUGGUCCCGGAGCUUUACUGAGCAGCUGUAACCUGUCAGAGAAAGGCUGUGAACGUUUGCUGUCAGUCGUCAGCUCCCAGUCCUGUAGUCUGAGAGAGCUGGACCUGAGUACCAACAGCCUGAAUGAUUCAGCAGUAAAGCUUCUGUCUGCUGCAGUGGAGAGUCCACAUGCCAAACUGAAUAUUCUGAGACUCAACGUUUGUGAACUCUCAGAAGAAAACUGUAAAGCUGUGUCCUCAGCUCUCAGCUCUCAGUCCUCUAGUCUGACAGAGCUGGACCUGAGUACCAAAAACCUGCAGGAUUCAGGAAUGAAGCUUCUGUCUGCUGGACUACAAAGUUUAAACUGUAAACUGAAUACUCUGAGUCUGAGUGGCUGUAACCUGUCAGAGAGAAGCUGUGAAGCUCUGUCCUCAGUCCUCGGCUCCUCCAGUCUGAGAGAGCUGGACCUGAGUAACUCUGACCUGCAGGAUUCAGGAGUGAAGCUUCUGUCUCCUGGACUAAAGAGUUCACAGUGUGCAGUGGAAACUCUCAGUCUGUCAGGCUGUCUGAUCACAGAGGAAGGCUGUAUUUCUCUGGCUUCAGCUCUGAGCUCCAACCCCUCCCAUCUGAGAGAGCUGGACCUGAGCUACAAUCAUCCAGGAGACUCAGGAACGAAGCUACUGUCGGCUGGACUGAAGGAUCCAGGCUGGAGACUGGACACUCUUAGGGUGGAGCCUGCUGGAGUCCGAUGGUUGAGACCAGGUCUGAGGAAGUAUUCCUGUCAACUCACAAUCGACACAAACACAGUGAACACAAAGCUCCAACUGUCUGACAACAACAGGAAGGUGACACGUGUGGAGGAGGUUCAGUCAUAUCCUGAUCAUCCAGACAGAUUUGAUGUUUAUGAACAGCUGCUGUGUAGAAAUGGUCUGACUGGUCACUGUUACUGGGAGGUCGAGUGGAGGGCAAGUGUUUUUAUAUCAGUGAGUUACAGAAGCAUCAGAAGGAAAGGAGACAAUACAGACUGUGGGUUUGGACACAAUGAUCAGUCCUGGAGUCUGUACUGCACUGAGAGAUUAGGUUACUCUGUCUGGCACAAUAACAGAGAAACAUCCAUCUCCUCCUCCUCCUCCUCCCCCCCCUCCUCCUCCUCCUCCUCCUCCUCUGUCUCUAACAGAGUAGCAGUCUAUGUGGACUGUCCCGCUGGCACUCUGUCCUUCUACAGAGUCUCCUCUUACACUCUGAUCCACCUCCACACCUUCAACACCACAUUCACUCAAACUCUUUAUCCUGGGUUUUGGGUGGGUUGUGGUUCUUCGGUGUCCCUGUGCUGAGUGGAGUGUAAAGAGUGUCUCCUGUUAGAGAAACACUCUGACUGUUGAACAGAUAGUUCAGUCUGUACAUGUCUGUCUCUUUCACUCACAAACACGUUUUCAGAUUCAUGGAUUCAAUCAGUUGAUGUUUGAAACUGUUCUAAAUGCUUCCUUGUAAACUUCUUCCUUUAAAGAUGGAAGCUCCCAUUAUUCCAGGAUCCACAUGUUGUUUUCUGUCUUUUUCCACUCAAAGCUUCACAAUGAAUA